AUGAAUCGAUUUACGGAAUUCGAACUUGAAACCCACGAAUUAAAACCUAUUGCUGGUUAUUGGACUUACGAGCUUGUUUCACUUGAAGAAUCAUUAAAGGAUUUCUUGUCAAAAAUUAAUGAGCUUAAACCUACUAUCAAAGAAGCCAAAAAACGUUGCACGCAACCAUCACCGCAUAAUCUAACGCGGGAUGAGUCGGCUGCAUUGUUUCUUUAUACCAUGGAGGCAGGCGAUCAUAGUUUCUAUCGCCUUUUAAACCAAGUACUAAGAAAAGAAAACCGAAAUGAAGUAAUACCGUGGUUUAGCUAUCUGAAGCUAUUCAAUACGGCACUUCGUAAAUUGCCAAAACAAAAAGGAAUUAUUUGGCGUGCCGUAGCUGGUAAUGUCACCAGUGGCUAUACAGCAAAUAAAAUAGUGACAUGGUGGACUGUAAGUUCUUGCUCGACAUCAGCCGAUGUUGUCAAGGCUUUUCUGAAACCUGAUCAAGAAGUAACGCUCUUCAUGAUCGAAGCCGUCGCUGGAAGAAAUCUGGCUGGCUAUACAAUGUAUCCUGAUGAACACGAAGUUAUAUUGGAAUUCGGCACUAAGUUACUGGUGAAAAAUAUUGAAUUUCAACAUGGCAAUUUACGUUUAGUGCAUUUAAUAGAAAUUAAUGAUAAUGAUGAUAAUAAUAGUCAACAAGGAUUAACAGCAGCGAUGGCAUCAGUACAUGUAACACCGAAGUCAACAAAACCGAGCAAUAAUAAGCCAACACAUCGUAAUAUUCCUGCUGAUGCUAAAUGGAAACAGAACGGUGUGACUAUUGCUGGAGGUUACGGGAUGGGAGAUGCCACUAAUCAACUCUUCUACCCUAAAGGUCUCUUCGUUGAUGAUGAUCAAACAGUGGUUAUUGCUGACUGGGGGAAUCAUCGUAUCAUGCAAUGGAAGAACGGUGAUACAACGAAUGGACAAGUUGUUGCUGGUGGUAAUGACGAAGGAAAUGGAUUGCAUCAAUUGGAUCGUCCAACUGAUGUAUUAAUUGACAAAGAGACGGACAGUCUCAUUAUUUGUGACCGGGACAAUCAACGAGUCGUACGAUGGUCUCGUCGUAGUGAUAUAACACAAGGUGAAAUACUCAUCGACAACAUCCAAUGUUGGGGAUUAGCCAUGGAUGAGCAGAGAUAUCUCUACGUUUCUGACACAGAAAAAGAUGAAGUAAGGCGAUAUCAAUUGGGUGAGAAGAAUGGCACUCUCAUAGCUGGUGGUAAUGGACAAGGGGAUGGACUCAAUCAGCUCAACGUGCCGACAUAUCUCUUUGUCGAUCGAGAUCAUUCAGUGUACGUAUCAGACAACGAGAACCAUCGUGUAAUGAAAUGGACUAAAGGUGCAAAAGAAGGUAUUGUGGUCGCUGGAGGACAAGACGAAGGGUAUGAUCUGACACAAUUAUAUUGUUCUAGUGGAAUCUUCGUUGAUACGUUGGGUAGACUCUAUGUAGCAGACCAGGUGAAUCAUCGUGUAAUGCGUUGGACUCAAGGAGGCAAGAAGAAACAAGGCACUGUAAUUGUGGGUGAAAAUGGCGAAGGAGCACGAGCAAAUCAGUUCAGCAACCCCUAUGGUUUGUCUUUCGAUCGACAUGGUAAUCUCUAUAUCGCCGAUUGUUAUAAUAAUCGUGUUCAACAAUUUUCUAUCGAAUAA
This is a messenger RNA of Rotaria socialis, 1674 nucleotides long. The record is from the annotation of a GenBank genome assembly. Lineage: Eukaryota; Metazoa; Rotifera; Eurotatoria; Philodinida; Philodinidae.